Messenger RNA from Porites lobata, 650 nucleotides. The record is from the annotation of a GenBank genome assembly. NCBI's taxonomy places the organism in Eukaryota, Metazoa, Cnidaria, Anthozoa, Scleractinia, Poritidae.
AUGCAGAGAAUAAAGAAGACCGCUGGGAUCGCUUCUUUGGAAGUCAAACCUGUGAGGAAUGAAGUGCACAGGGGAAUCAGGGCAUACAGAGUAAGUGAGCAUGCAACUACUGCAGUCAUCCUGAACAGGCUCAUGCUCGGAAGGGAAUUACGUGGAAAGUUCCCUGAGGUCAAGGGACAACCUAAACAUAGGGACGACACGAUUAUUCGCUAUCGCGACCGAGAACAAAAACAGAAGAUGAAGCAAUACGCUGGCAAAAGAAGACACCCAGCCGUGAUGAAAAUUUAAGUCGGGGACACGGUGUUGUGCAAGCAGGAACGAAUGACAGCCUGACGCCUUUGUGUUACCCGGAUCGUAUGGUAGUCAUUGGCGUCAAGGAAAGCAUGAUUACUGCCAAGAACAGCGUGAGGAUUCGCACCAGGAAUUACGCCGUAUAGAAGCUGCUUAAAAAGGGUUGCAGGGAAUCACCUCCGUGUGAUGAUUCUGAAAGCGAUGGUGCAUUUGAACCGGAUGCGGUUAAAAUUGAUAGGUCAUGUGAACCCCCUCAAGGUCCAGAGCAAUCCAGAGCAGGCUCGGGUGGAGAUACAGUGUCAACGGACAGAUCCAGUGAAUCACGGCAAGGUCAUGAGCAGCCAGGAGCAAACAGCGAC